Dermacentor albipictus is the source of this 969-nucleotide messenger RNA. Lineage: Eukaryota; Metazoa; Arthropoda; Arachnida; Ixodida; Ixodidae. The record is from RefSeq and is a predicted model, not a curated record.
AUGGAGGGCUCUUCGAGAGCUGCGAAAGCGGCGGACGUUGGCCGUGGUAUCCUGUGUUCUGCGUUGCCCAAGGAUUUCCCUGUCAUCUUGCCUCCGUUACCAACAGGUGAAGAAAAAAUGCGCGCAGUUGUAUUGUACUGCAACGUCCCUGGGAGCCCUUACAGAAUCUACGACUUCCGGAAGCCCUUAAAAGAUGCUGGAGUAAUUCAGCAAGUAGGUGGAAUUGGUGCAUACCAACUGUCGCACGUGUGGCUGCUGAACAUGCAGACAGAUAAGGCAAAGCAGACGCUGCUAGACGCCGGACCGCUACUGGUGAAGAACCGGCCAUGCCACGUCAUUCAUCCAGCGCGGCAAAAACUCAGGAUUAAGCUACACUGGGACGCGUUCGACGUCACCUCCGAGACCAUUCGACGAGCCUUCCGAGAGUAUGGCGAGAUAAAGGAAGUCAUCAGUGAUCGGUGGAAGGCCGAGGACUUUGAGGGCGCCAAGUCAACGACUCGUCUAGUCCGUCUUUUGGUGCGCGAAGGUGUCACACCAGACCGCAUCCCACAUCAGACGCGUCUUGGUAGCGGCACUGCGUUAGUGGUUGUGCCUGGAAAUGCCCCGUUAUACCUUCGUUGUCACAAUACUGGACACAUACGACGUGAAUGCCGAGUGCCCUGGUGCGCUGCUGGCCGAGCGGUCGGGCACGAGCAGGCUAAUUGUACUCGCGCUUACGCCAGGGUUGCAAGCGUAGGCGGUGAAGUAGACCGGAGCGAGAUGCUCAUGGACGAAGAGGAAGCGGAGAGUGGGCUCGGGUGGUGGCGUCUAUCAGCGACGCGGCCGCAGUGGCGGCGACCACCAGCUAUGCAGGCUCGGAAGAGAACAGCGCUGCAGGCGCUCGGGUGGGAGACGCCACUGUGGAAGACGCUUCGACAGGAAAGUAGGAAGAAGAUUCGGCAGAACGCCCUGAUGAAACCAACUUUUUAG